Molecule: messenger RNA, 2166 nt
Organism: Didymodactylos carnosus
Lineage: Eukaryota; Metazoa; Rotifera; Eurotatoria; Philodinida; Philodinidae
Source: the annotation of a GenBank genome assembly
AUGAAACGAUUAUUACUACUUUCACAUUUGGUUCAAGCAAAAUUUCAAGUUCGUCCACAAUGUCGAUUUUUGCAUAUAAAAGCAGAACCAAACGAAACUAUUAUACCUCUUUCAUCAUUUGAUUUCACUAAACCUACGGUCGGUCGUACAUCAGCCGAACAACAAGCAUUAGCACUAUUAGCUCCAGAUAUGCCAGAAAAUCCCGAGCUAAUUAGAGUGGCUAUUAUCGGUGCUCCAAAUGCUGGAAAAUCUACGUUUGUGAAUCGCAUUAUGGGAUGGAGGAUUUCAUCAGUAUCGAAAAAACCUCACACAACUCGACAUCGUAUAACUGGUGCUUUAACAGAUGCAAAUAAACAAAUUACACGCCCGGAAUCGUCUCUCCAUGGAGAAAAAAACGUUGCCGUUGUUCAUGAUGUCGGUAAUUCGUAUAUACGGUUUAAAUUAGACGAAGAACUGUUAAAAUGUCUUUAUGCGCAUCCAGAGAAGGAGGCUAUAUUGAUAUUGAACAAAACGGAUACUAUUAAGCGAAAACGGAUGCUAUUAGAUGUAACCACGGUGUUAACUGAUGGUUCAUUAAAUGGAAUUCCUUAUCGUCUGGAUUCACCUUAUCAUCGUAAUGGUAAACUAGAUAUGGAACGUUUAUUUUUAAAAACAGCUCAUGAAAUGAAUAUUCCAUUACCCAAGAGUGAAAAAGAUUUGAUGAAAGAACAAUUACUAUUAGAAAUGAAACAGUAUGAAGAAAAACUACUUCAAACAACACUGGACGAUGUCAAUUUAGAUUUAACAGAUGCCGAUGUUAAACAAUUAGUUCAACAACAUCAAGAAAAUUCAUUAACUUUAGAAAAAUUACAAGAUAACUUUGAAAAUGUCCCAUAUAAAAGUAUCAAUGAUAUUUCACCAUUUGAAUUUAAAAAUGAUUUAAUGAGUACUGAUAACUGGCAUUUGUAUUAUCAAAAAUUAUCACAAAUUCGAAAAUUUACUUCUCAACGUUCAACGUGGCCAUAUUUUAAUCAAGUAUUUAUGAUAUCAGCGAAACAAAAUCAUGGAAUAGCUGCUGUUAGAAAAUAUUUAUUUACACGUACAAAACCUGCACAAUGGAUGUUUCAUAGAAAUUUUGUUACCGAUCAAUUACCACAAGAAAUAGCUGAAACAUGUAUAAGGGAAAAAAUGCUAAACUAUUUACCAGAAGAAAUACCAUAUAGCUAUAUUAUGAGGAAUGAAUUGUGGGAAAUGAAUGAAAAUGAUGUAUUGAAUAUUGUUUUUAUUGUAUAUCCACGUGAAAAACGUUUAAAACGUGAUGUUUCUGCACUAUUGAAAAAUCAUGGUGAAGCAGUUAAAAUGAUUAGUAUCGAAGCAGAAAAUGAUUUAUCAAUGACAUUUCGUUGUGAUGUCAAACUAAAAUUAAUUGUUGUUCGAGAAGGCUUUUCGGUAGCAAAACGAAUUGAGACGAAGGCAUGUGCUGCUGAUCUUGUCACUGAAUUUGAUCAACGUGUUGAAGAAAUCUUAAUUACAAAACUAAAAGAAAAAUUUCCAUCGCACAAAUUCAUUGGUGAAGAAUCCGCUGCAGGUGGAGCAAAACAACCGUUGACAGAUGAUCCUACCUGGAUCAUUGAUCCAAUAGAUGGAACAACCAAUUUUGUUCAUGGCUUUCCAUUCAUUGCCAUAUCUGUGGGACUUGUUAUUAAAAAGCAGGCAGAAAUUGGUGUGAUUUAUAAUCCAAUAUCAGAAAAUCUUUAUUCAGCUGUGAAAGGAAAAGGGGCAUUUAAAAAUGGACGACCAAUUCAAAGUUCACAACAAACGGAACUAGGGUUGUCUCAAGUAUCUGGCGAAUAUGGUAGUUCGCGUGAUCCACAAAUUCUUCAAACUAAAAGUGAAAAUUUGCGAAAGAUAGUCGAACGAGCGCACAGUGUACGUGCAAUUGGUAGUGCUGCACUUAAUCUAUGUCAUGUGGCUGAAGGAUCUUGUGAUGCUUAUUUUGAAUACGGUAUUCAUUGUUGGGAUAUUGCUGCUGGAGAUUUAAUUGCACGAGAAGCUGGAUGUUUCACUUCGGAUCCAACAGGAGAUCCAUUGGAUAUAAUGAAACGACAAAUUUUAUGCACCGCUACAAAACAGUUGGCUAUGCAACUUAUACCUUUGCUUACUCAUGUUGAUUUUCCCAGUGAUUAA